AUGGAUAGAGUCAAGAUAAACUAUUUGUUUUCUUCUUUUAUUCUCGUCUUUUUGAUCGUAGUUCCAAUAGUUGCAGCAGAAUGUGAGGGAGAAAACGAAGAUCGUAACACAGCUAAAUCUUUGAGAUACAAAAUAAUAGCUUUGGUAUCGAUCUUAAUAGCGAGUGCAAUUGGAGUGUGUAUUCCUCUUCUGAGAAGAGUGAUACCCGCUUUAAGUCCCGAGAAAAAUAUUUUCGUCUUGAUAAAGGCUCUUGCAGCGGGCGUAAUUCUGGCAACUGGGUUCAUCCACGUGUUACCCGAUGCUUUUGAGAAUCUGACCUCACCUUGCUUGAAGGAGCAUCCAUGGGGAGAUUUUCCUUUCACUGGCUUUGUUGCAAUGUGCACUGCCAUGGGGACUCUCAUGCUGGAUACAUAUGCCACUGCUUAUUUUCAGAAACACCAUUCCAAUGGAGUACAGACUGAGAGUGAAGAUGUGGAGAGAGAGACAGGGUACGAGGGGCAUGUGGUGUAA
Messenger RNA from Vigna unguiculata (cowpea), 510 nucleotides. The record is from RefSeq and is a predicted model, not a curated record. Lineage: Eukaryota; Viridiplantae; Streptophyta; Magnoliopsida; Fabales; Fabaceae.